UCUCUGAGGGUCCCGAGCUGCCGAGCGCGGACCCAAACUCGGGAUAAAGAAGCUUCCGUCCACGCAGGGAGAAGCGAUUACCCCAAGAAAUCGGGCCCCGGGCCCAGGUAGGCCUUGAGCCACCUAAAGAAGACCGGCAACCAAGACAGGUGCAGAAGAGAUACAGGGCCAACCACGGAAUCCGGUUAACCUCAGCCCGACUUUCUCCCGAACAUGAGUCGCUUCUAUGACAGCAUCGAGCCCAAUGUGAUCAACGAGGACAUGCUGCAGAAAGCAGUGGAGGAGCAGGGCCCUCAGGAUGAUGCAGGCCAGCUGGCUAAGAAGGAAGGCAUCAACUUCAAAGAGGUCAAAGCCCUACAACUUGAUUUCAGAAAUAUCCUGAAGAUCGACAAUCUUUGGGAGUUUGUGAACCUCACAAAAUUGCAGCUCGACAACAAUAUUAUUGAAAAGAUAGAAGCACUGGACUCUCUGGUUAAUCUGGUUUGGUUAGAUUUGUCCUUCAAUAAUAUCGAAUUAAUCGAAGGCCUAGACACGUUGGUUAAGUUGCAGGACCUUAGUCUGUACAACAACAGAAUCUCCAGGAUUGAGAAUCUGGAUACGCUACUAGAACUCCAAGUCUUUUCCAUAGGAAAUAAUAAUAUCAACGAUCUGGAAAAUAUGAUUUAUCUCAGGACAUUCAAAAACCUGCGCACACUCAACCUCACUGGGAACCCGGUGUGUGACAAUGAAGUGUACUCCAUGUUCAUUGCGGCUUACCUGCCCAAUCUCGUGUACCUGGAUUUCAGACUGGUGGAGGAAAACAUGCGCGAGAUGGCCUUGUUGAAGUACCAAUAUGCCAUCGAGGAGAUGAGGCACGGGGAAACGCUGGCCCUGGCCAAGCAGGAGGAGUGGGAAGCCAGGGAAAAGGAGGUGGAAUACCACAAGUCUGCCUACGUGGAGUAUCUGGAUGGGUCUUAUCUCUUCGACAGCAUGUUUGCAGAAGACCCUGAAGCAUCUAAGUUGAUCUACCUUCCUGGCGUACCAGCGCUGUUAGAGACCUACAAGAGUAAAUUUGUCGAGAUUUGCCAAACGCUGUUCGAAUACGGCCUGCAGCAGCACCAAAGGCGAGAGGACGAGAUUGCCGUUUUCUACGAGUGCCUCAACGAAGCCCUGAAAGACAACCAAGAUGAGGGCACCAGAAUCAUUCAUGAGUUUGAGAAAAACCGUGGGAUGAUCGAAGAUAUUCAGAACCUCGCAGACUCCCAGAUGGCCGAGUUAAAACUGGUGGAGUACAACGAUGAAAUCACCAAGCUGUAUGAAACGUUGAUGUCUCUGGAGAUGCAGCUGGUUGACCAGUUGGAGGAAGUUAUAAAAGAUUUUGAAAGGAACAUUCUUGAUCUCGUCUCAAUUUUUAUAGAGAACGAACAAGGACUGAUGGCGCAAUGCCGGGAUCUUGAAAAUCACCAUCACGAGAAGCUCUUAGAAACAGCCAUCAACACGCUGGAGAAGAUAGUGAAGAGCGAGUACGAUGAAGAGAUGCCGGAUGAAGUCCGCAUGCUCUUUGUGGACAAAGACACCAUCGUCAAUGCGGUCAAUGCCUCCCAUGACAUUCACCUGCUGAAGAUUGACAACCGAGAAGAUGAAAUCAUCACCAAAGCUAACAACCGGGUGUACAACCUGAUUGAAAAGGUUCACAAGGAUGAAAUCCACCGGAACCGGAACCGUGUGCUAGAACUCCAUCAUUAUAUUGAUCAUAUCCGUAGCGAGCUGGAUAACUUGGACAUCCUAGAGCAGUAGCGGCUUUCUGUACUGAAGCGUACAAGCUCCAUUCCUGGAUUUAGAUUCUGCAACUAGCAAUGACCCUGCCUGGUGGUCCCCCGCUGGUUGAAUCUAAUCCACGGAACACAAAGAACCUAUCCCACUGCAGAGAUUCCCCAAUCCCCCAAAAUGUUUAAUGAUCAGACAUAUUUUCUUU
Messenger RNA from Pseudonaja textilis, 1954 nucleotides. RefSeq names its product dynein regulatory complex subunit 3 (gene DRC3). Gene Ontology annotation, cellular component: cilium. Lineage: Eukaryota; Metazoa; Chordata; Lepidosauria; Squamata; Elapidae. The record is from RefSeq and is a predicted model, not a curated record. Gene Ontology annotation, molecular function: protein binding.